This is a messenger RNA of Larimichthys crocea (large yellow croaker), 703 nucleotides long. It is a transcript of the gene cytl1, whose product is annotated as cytokine like 1. Bases 43 to 432 code for a protein of 129 amino acids. Gene Ontology annotation, biological process: positive regulation of transcription by RNA polymerase II. The transcript has 4 exons. The record is from RefSeq and is a predicted model, not a curated record. NCBI's taxonomy places the organism in Eukaryota, Metazoa, Chordata, Actinopteri, Sciaenidae.
AACAAACACAGGUUCUGUUGGUGCAGAAGGUGUCGGUGAGUCAUGGGGAUCUUUAACCACUUGUUGCUUGUUUCGUCCUUGGUGCCGCUGGUACUGAGCUACCCUUACUUCCCGCCAACAUGCUACAGCAAAGUACUGAGCAUGGCACAAGAGGCCACCGUGUGGGCUGCACAUUUGAAGCUGGGCUAUGAAACUGGCUACUGCAUGGCACACAUGCCAGAUCUCUACCUUGAUAUCCAUAAUUCUUGUGUGAUGUACAAAAUGAGGACCUAUAUCUCCCUGUUGGAUGGCCUGCGACAGCGCCGCUGUGCUUACACCAGCGAAGUGAGGAAGCUGGGUAACACUCUGAGACAGAUCUUCAUCUUCAUGUCAGAGAAAUGCCAUGGGGAUUUGGUGUUCACAGUCCAUGACUGUGCUGCUCUGGAGCGCUAACAUACGAGAUCCUGAAAUGACAAUAAUCUGCUCAAGGAGAGUGAAGAGACAGCAAUAGUCUUUCUACGUACAUUCUUCAAGUGUCUGCGGUAAUUGAAAGACACAAGACUGUGUUAUGUUAUGUUUAAAUCUAUGGGAACUGUGCUUUUGCUCUUAAAAAAUGACUUUAAUUAUCACAAUUUUCUGUCUAUAAUGGGGUUUUUUGACACUUAUUAUCACAUCUUUCCUAUGGAAUCUGACUGUGGAAUCAUUUCAUAAUAAACUUUAUUAA